AGUUUAUUCUGCGCGCUCAUGAUCCCUCUUUUCAUCUUCGAGGAGUCUCUUGUGCUUAAGUAAGUACUUAUUUAAAGUUAGCUUAUACUAGAUACCUAGUAUGAACCUACAUAGAAUUUCUACUGAUAUCCGCAAACUUGUUCUCUAGAAGAUACUCAGAUAGGUAAAUCUAAAUCUUCUUUCUCUCGGCAAAGUUGAGGCGAAGUAUUUCCUUAACGUUAUCUACCCAUGGCGUUCAGUAGCCGGCGGGGAGAAGGGAAGCGGCGGCAGGGCAGCGGACAUGUGGAGCAGGAUGAGACGCGCUCCCUCUUAUCGUCGGGAGAUUACAAAAAGCACAGCAAGCAUUCAUCCGAUAUUCAAUCCGCAAUGGAUGCAGAUCAAAGCGUUUUUCUGCUACAGAAUAACGAGACAAGCCUGCUGAGACGGGCGAACACGUCAGUGACGCGAGGCAGCACACUGAAGACCGGCACGGGCAACGCGGCGCUCCAGCGCUCGCACGCGUCGAUCGACGGAGGCAGUAGCAGAAGAGGUCUGGAAGAAUUGUUCAGCCGAGUGGAUCUGAUUCCCGAGAUCCAAGCGGAAAUUUUUGAGGAAGAAGACGUCAAGGAGUUGGAAAACAUGCCUGCCAUCGACGGUCCUCCGAUCACCACCGCCGCGAGCCUAGUUCGACAGCCCACACCGCAGCUCCAAUACUGUCCGACCUUGCAAGAUGCCAUCGCGGAGGCGGAGCGCGUGGACAGGGAUUUCCAGCAGCAUUCAGAUAUUUUGUGCCUGGAGUGGCGCAACCUCGGGUUCCAAGUGGAAAAGGCCGGGAUGAUUUUGAACAAUUGCUACGGAAAACUGCACCCCGGUGAAGUUACUGCGCUGAUCGGCCCCUCUGGUGCGGGGAAGUCCACUUUGAUGAACCUCCUAGCUGCGCGGCAGCGGUGGACCGGAGGGGGCGUCCAGCUGUCGGGCGAGAUUCGAUACGGGGGGAAGCUGGUGGGCUAUGAGCAACUGAAGCAGUCAAUCUCGUUUGUGAUGCAGUACGAGGAGCUGGUGGGCAGCGAGACGGUGCUGGAAACGUUCCAGUUUGCUGCAAAGCUGAAGCUGCCGAACGCCACGGAGGAGGAGCGAAAGAAGAACAUCGAGGAGAUGCUGGUUGCGCUGGAUUUGGACCACGUUCGUGAUGCGAAGAUCGGCAACGCGCUGAUCAAGGGCAUUUCGGGCGGUCAGCGCAAGCGCGUCGCGGUGGGAAUCGAGCUUCUGACGCGCCCCACCGUCGUGUUUCUGGACGAGCCCACCAGCGGCCUGGAUUCCUACUCGAGUCUGCGCCUGAUCACCAUGCUAAAGAAGAUUGCCUACGACCAGAAUUCCAUCAUUGCGGCCACCAUUCACCAACCCAGCUCCGAGCUGUUCGCCAAGUUCGACCGCGUGAUCACCAUGCGGUACGGAGAGAUCCUGUUCCAAGGCAUGAUCGGCGCGCGCGCGGAGGAGCAACUGAAAAAGAUAGACGAAAAGCAACAGAUAUCCUGAGUAAAAACGUACCCACGCCAGAGUUGUAAUGCAAAUCUGCAUGCUGAAAAUGUUUCUCAUGCGGAGCCCUAUGAGAAGUAUUUUCUAGUCGUGUUUUGCAAUUUGUCAUGCUCCAAUCAGCAUGAGAGACUAGAUCUGUAAUGCUGCUGAAGUAGCUCAAACAGCACUACACUACGCGUCCAAAUUUGUCAUGCGAAACAGCCAAAGCUUGUGGAUUUGUCUAGCCGAUUCCCCAUCUUGACUAUGGGGUGGGUACGUUUUUACUCAGGAUAACAGAUCACCAGCUCAGAGGGCGGAGUUGCCACCAGUGUCGCGAAUGCACGUGUAGGGGUGGAAAAAUUGCACGUGUUGACCGAGUUCCUGGAUAACAUAGCACAGAAGCCCUGUCCGGCGGGUUACAAUUUGAGCGACUGGCUCAUGAUCCUCGCAAGUGGGCAUCUGUCUGACGAGGAGCUCCGGGAGAACCGCGAGCAGACAGCCCGUAUCUACGAGAUGCUGAAUCCUGGCUACACGGACGUCCGUCGUCCGCUGAUCCAAGCCUUUGGGGAAGAUGGCCAGGAGGGUGUCGGUCAAGAAGUGGUCGACUUGGAAGCAAACUUGGAUGUGGUUGCCAGUACUACGCGCGUCACGGGGAUACGUUUCGGGGGACCCACGUUGGGGCCCGGAAAGUUUCGAGAGGACGAGCAGUCGAGUCUCUACUCCAGCGCCCAAGACCCCACCUUCGAGCCUGUUCCCGUGUUGAACCACGGAACCCUCGCGCUCAGCCAGAUCAAGUGCAACAAAACCGCUGGCGUGACCCCGAACUGCUUAAAAGUGAUUCACACGCGCUUCCCUCACAAGCAGGCGCAACAGCAAGCAGCAGCGGACGCCUUUCGCAUGGUGGAAGUGCCGCCGUGGUGCGCCCAGGUGGCCGCCUUGACUUCGCGUAACUGCCGGGUAAAAUGGCGGAACCCCUGGGGCAUCGUGAACCGACUGCUGGUCCCCUUGGCACAGAUCAUGGCCCAGGGCCUCGCGUUCAUCAACUGCGGACGGCAGCUGGAACAAGGCCAGGACCCUGACGGCAACCCACUACAGACCGCCUCUGCCUUUACGCAGAAGCUCGGUGAGGUGAACAACGCGCUGUGCAACAUCCUGUUCGUCGUUUUCAUCGCCACCGGGAUUGCGCAGCUCACCGACCUGCCGAAGGAGCGCCCCAUCUUUCUGCGGGAGUACAUCGCCCGCUACUACGGCGCGUCCGCGUACAUGACAGCCCAGAUCGUGGCAGACCUACCGCUGCUAGCCCUGACCGUGCUGAUCGUGCUGCUGGGGCCAUACUUCCUCUUUGGCUUAAACGGAAAUCUCGGGAUCUACGUGUUUCUGUCCGCCAUCACGGCGCUCGCCGGCUCCUCCUAUUGAAAGGAAAAACUCCCCCUCCCCAUAUCGAAAAGGCAUGUUUCCGAAAAUUUGUGUUGCUGAUUUGAGGCCACAAAUCGCAUUUGUCUUGCAAGAAGACAAGUGCAAAAGCUUCGCCCCUUUUAUGGAAGCGGUUUGUCAUGCUGUUGGGCCUAAAGGGCAGCCGUUUGCCAUGCUGAACAACUAGACCGAUACGCCCCUACAUAGCCUGGAUAUCUGGCCUCAAUGCCUUCCUGCAAUACAAAGCUGAUUUGUGUACGCAAAUCCAGCAUCAGAAAUUUCGUUUUGAUAUGGGGAGGGGGGAUUUUUCCUUUUGAUACCUCCAUGGGGGUCUUUUUGAGCACGCUGUCGCCCGCAAACGCGAACAUUCCCGUGGUGUUAUCCCAUUUAAAAACGUCCCCACCCAAUAGUUGUAUAUGCAAAUCUGCAUGCUGAAAAUGUUUCUCAUGCGGAGCCCCAUGAGAAGCAUUUUCCAAUCGUGUUUUGCAAUUUGUCAUGCCUCAAUCAGCAUGGUAUGCUAGAUCUGUGAUGCUGCUGAGCUAGCUCAAACAGCACUACACUACGAAUCCAAAUUUGUCAUGCAAAACAGCCAAAACUUGUGGAUUUGUCUAGCCGAUUCCCCAACUUGACUAUGGUGUGGGUACGUUUUUACUCAGGAUAGGUGUGGUCGCCACUGAUCAUGAGCACGCUACCAAACGUGUUCUCGGGAAUCUUCCGCCCGCUCAGUCAGGUGCCGGCAGCGGUCUCCUGGCUGGCGUAUGCGAUCCCCGUCAUGUACACCGCCAAGGUGGGGCAAUGGUUGGAGUUCGGCGAGCUCGAGCCCGAGAUUACCAGAACGAACCCCGCUGCGCAGGCGGGUUGGGCGGAGGCGCGGGACUCCUUCAUCAGUCCCCGUGGUAUUUAUGCCUACCAAGUGUGGACCUGGCCCUUUUUCGCGCUGGGCCUCGCGGUUUUUUAUCGCGUAGCGGGAUUCACAUUCUUGAAGCUCAACUCACGCUCCGUCUUCUAA
Amoebophrya sp. A120 is the source of this 3916-nucleotide messenger RNA. NCBI's taxonomy places the organism in Eukaryota, Dinophyceae, Syndiniales, Amoebophryaceae. The record is from the annotation of a GenBank genome assembly.